Molecule: messenger RNA, 714 nt
Organism: Salvelinus namaycush (lake trout)
Lineage: Eukaryota; Metazoa; Chordata; Actinopteri; Salmoniformes; Salmonidae
Product: fibroblast growth factor 3-like
Exons: 3
Coding region: 1-714 (237 amino acids)
Biological process (GO): cell differentiation; animal organ morphogenesis; positive regulation of gene expression
Cellular component (GO): cytoplasm
Molecular function (GO): fibroblast growth factor receptor binding; growth factor activity
Source: RefSeq, a predicted model, not a curated record
AUGGUUAUAAUUCUGGUCUUGCUAUUGGUGAAUGUAUUACACCCCAGUCACCAAAAGCCUCGUUCUUCUUCGGUGGUAAGGACAUCUACUCCGCAGAGUGUCGGUGGGCAGAGCUGUGGCCUGAGGCAGCGCAGGGAUGCUGUGGGGCGCGGAGGAGUGUAUGAGCACCUUGGGGGAGCACCGAGACACAGAAAGCUGUACUGUGCCACAAAAUAUCACUUACAAAUACAUCCCAAUGGGAAAAUAGAUGGGACCCUGGAGGAGCAUAACCCUUUCAGUAUAUUGGAGAUCACAGCAGUGGAUGUGGGACUGGUGAUGAUUAAAGGACUGUUCUCCGGGAGAUAUCUGGCCAUGAACCAAAAAGGACGACUACAUGCAUCUGCUGCCUUCACCCAGGAGUGUGAGUUCAUGGAGCGGAUCCAUGAGUUAGGCUACAACACCUACGCCUCCCGCCGCUACCGGACAACUCCACACUCCACCUCAACAGGAAGUAGGCGAAGGGUGAGCGCUGGGAGGCUGUGGUAUGUGUCAAUCAAUGGAAAGGGCCAGCCGAGGCGGGGCCUGAAGACCCGAAAGACAGAGAAGGCCUCCCUCUUCCUGCCUAGGGUCCUGGGCAACGAGGACCAUGACAUGGUUCACCUGUUGAUCAACAGUAGUCUGGGGUACAGGCAGACUGCCCUCAGACUCACAGGGGAAACAGGGCAGAGGAGAUAG